AUGGACAUCUUAGGCGCACAUGCACUGGUCAAGCAGCUACUGUCAGAUCGACCGGAUAAAGCCCACGAUAUACUUGUCAGGUGCUGUGAGGAUGAGAGAGUUCGCCAGGAAAUCACAUCCUGUCUUUUACAGUCUAGACGCAGACAAUACGAGGCUUCCCCUCCUUCCAAUAGAUUCGACAUUGCACAAUCUGCGUCAACCUCUGUGCAUAGUCCGGAUCAUAUUGCGUCUCCUCUUCAACGCCAAACGCUGCCACGCCACCUAUCUUCAAACGCUCCGACGUAUCCCCUCAGCCCUGCGAGAACAGCAUCGUCCGUAACAUCGCAUUCAACCAGAGAUGAAAGCGGGUCGGGAGAGUAUAUAGUAGUUCCUGUCUUUGGUGGAGCAAGUAAGGGAGAUACGCCGAUUCGCAUGAAGACCGCCCCGAUCAAGUACAGCGUGAUUCGUGACGACGUCGUCGUAAAGCGAAAGCUGAACGUCGCUUACAGUCUGAGUCCGGCUGAAGAGCAAGAGAUCUAUGUACCUUGUCGCAUGACUGGUAAUCUACAGUUGGUAUCUGUCGAAUGGUGCAUUGAGCUGACAUGGCGCCGACCUGAUUCUGAAGCGACGCACAGCACCAUGUUCUAUGUGGUACCCAAAGACCGACUCGGACCAGAUAUGCUUCUUGGAUUCGAAGACUCUGGUGAGGAAAUUCAAGGUGUGUGUGCACGCUUCAGCUGGAAUGACGAUUAG
This is a messenger RNA of Pyrenophora tritici-repentis Pt-1C-BFP, 732 nucleotides long. The record is from RefSeq and is a predicted model, not a curated record. Lineage: Eukaryota; Fungi; Ascomycota; Dothideomycetes; Pleosporales; Pleosporaceae.